AUGAUGGCAGCUGCCCCGCACGAGCUCGUGCUUCAGGGCUAUUUACACAAGCAGAGCAAGCACUUGAAGAUCUGGCGCAUUCGCUACUUUAUGCUUACAAAGAAUGAGAUCACGUACUCUACUAAAUCUGGCCGCAAGCCACGAUUGCUGCUGUCGCUCGGACACGUCCAAGUGAUUGACGACCAGAACCGCGUGCGUCAUGCUGGCAACUUUGUCUUUGUGCUGCAGACAUCAAAAAGGAAGUUGUUCUUGAGUGCGACGACAGAACAGGAGCGGCGCCACUGGGUGACGGAGAUCCGCCGACUUCUAUCAAGAGCCGAGGAAUCAGCUGUUGCUGGCUGGAAUCCGUCUGGCGCAUCGAAAACCCCACUUUUGGCAACAAAUAGCAUGUCGAAUCGCUGGAUGAAUUCACACAGACGCGCAUCGAAAGAGCGGCGUGCAGAGAGGCGGCGUCAACAGCUUCCUAAGCUGAGGCGCACGUACACUGAGGUAUGGCGGGACGAGGUACUUCCGCUGCCGAGCGGUGGAACACGUGACGACGUACCGCUGCUUCACGCUCUGUGUUUUGCAGGCAUUCCCAAGGAAUUACGCGGCCGUGCUUGGGCUUGGAUACUUGGAAACACACUACAAGUCAACGAAGAUCUGUUCAAAAUCUGCAAGGCUCGAGCUCAGGCUGUGCUGAUGGAAAUGUCGUUGAAGCGAAAUGUGGAUCAUUCAAUGAUUGAGACGCCGACGGUUAGCCCAGGUGAUGCAAGCAUCAUUUUAGAGUCGCCAGUAAGGAGCGAUUCUAAUGUGAGCAGCGCUUCGUCUGCCUCUGGCACCACAGUGGAAGACGUGGAGGCGUCACUGGUCAUUGACGACUCUGAGACGUCGCAAGUCACUGACGAUACUGCUUCGGCUGCAGGGGAUGCGCCAACAGUGAGAGACCCGCUGUUGAUUGGUAUCAGCGAUCAGAAACGAGCCCGUCGAUCGUCUACCGUGCUUCCCGUGCAGAAUAUGUUGCAUGAUGCCGUUGGCAUUGCGGAGAUGCUUGUCGCGCAUGGCGAGCGUAGCAUCAAGCUGGUCAAUGUCGACAUGCCACGUACAUUUGGCCACCACCCGCUAUUUCAGCCUGGCGCGGAGGGUACCGAGCGCACAACUGAAGUACUGGAGGCCUACAUUUGCUAUCGACCUGACUUGGGUUAUGUGCAGGGUAUGAGCUACUUGGCGGCCACUCUGUGCUUUCAUAUGGACAGCUUCACUGCUUUUAAGGCGUUGGUCGCCCUGAUGAGUUCAAGUUUGCUUUUCGACAUGUUUCGUCUUGAAGCAACGCGGACAUUUCAUUAUAUCGACGUGUACAACCAGAUUUUACAAUACGAACUGCCAGCUUUAGCGGCACACUUUCAAGAGACCGGUAUUGAUGCACAAAUGUAUGCUGUGGACUGGGCACUGACACUGUUUACCCGGAGUUUACCACUAGACCUCGCAUUGCGUGUCUGGGAUGUCUACGUGCUUUUGGGCUCGCCAUUCUUUUUCCAGGCUAGUAUGGGUUUGUUGUCGCUUUUCCAGGACUCACUGUUGGCAAUGGAAGUACAAGACAUGAUGCGGCUGUUGCACAAUUUCCCAAGAACCACAUCAUCGCAGGAGCUGUUUGCGGCCAUUUCGUCCGUGAGUCUCUCUUGUCGAGAAAUCACGGAUUUGCUGGCUGGUGGGAAGCUUUGGUCACCCGACGAGGUUCGGCAGGUACCUGUGAAGUAUCCCGACACUUACGACUGA
Molecule: messenger RNA, 1755 nt
Organism: Peronospora matthiolae
Lineage: Eukaryota; Oomycota; Peronosporomycetes; Peronosporales; Peronosporaceae
Source: the annotation of a GenBank genome assembly